Molecule: messenger RNA, 1923 nt
Organism: Hypomesus transpacificus
Lineage: Eukaryota; Metazoa; Chordata; Actinopteri; Osmeriformes; Osmeridae
Product: SPRY domain-containing protein 3-like
Exons: 11
Coding region: 126-1376 (416 amino acids)
Molecular function (GO): protein binding
Source: RefSeq, a predicted model, not a curated record
UCAUUAGCAAGCGCCAUUCCUUAUUUGUGGAUUUUUUGUUUACUGAGGUUGAAUUACUGUAUAUUUGUAAACAAUGUGGCUGCUGAGAGGUUUAGAUAACUGUCUAAGGCUACGGUAGCUAAGCAAUGGAAGAUAUCAACCUGCACUAUCGCUUCCUGAACUGGAGAAGGAGGAUCCGAGAGAUUCGCGAGGUGCGGGCGGUCCGGUACCGUGAGCGGUUCAAAAGGAUGCUGAGGGAGGGAGACAUACUCAGUUACCAAGGCAACUCUGAUGAAGUUGAUUGUUAUGUUGCUCCUCGACCACUAUCGAAAGGACACAGCUAUUUCGAGGUGACCAUCAUUGACACAGGAGUGAGGGGGAUGAUAGCUGUUGGUAUGGUGCCUCAGGGCUACAAGCUGGACCAUCAGCCAGGAUGGCUCCCACACUCUGUGGCCUACCAUGCUGAUGAUGGCAAGAUGUACAAUGGCAACACUGUUGGACAGCAGUUUGGGCCCAAAUGUAAUCGUGGUGAUCGUAUCGGCUGUGGGAUUUAUCUGGAUUCUUUUGAGAAUGACCAGACAACUGUAUUCUUCACCAAAAACGGCAAAGAAGUUGGCACAGUGGUAAUCCCUGGUUCUCCGGAGGGUCUCUACCCUGCUGUGGGAAUGCACUCACUGGGAGAGGAGGUACAGCUGGACCUGCAGGCUGAGUGGGGGACAGAGGAGGAGGAUGGACUGAUGAUGGUGGACAGCCAUGAGGAUGAGUGGGGCCGUCUGCAUGAUGUCACAGUCACGGGAACUCUGUUGGAGUACGUGGGGAAGGGGAAGAGCAUCGUGGAUGUGGGCUUGGCCCAGGCUUGCCGGCCCCUCAGCACACGCUGCCACUACUAUGAGUUGGAGAUCACAGAUGCGGGAGAGAAGUGUUACAUCGCCCUGGGACUGGCACGCCGGGACUACCCCAAGAACAGACACCCGGGCUGGAGCAGGGGCUCUAUAGCCUACCAUGCAGAUGAUGGGAAGAUGUUCCAGGGGAGUGGGGUAGGAGACCCCUUUGGUCCUCGCUGUUUAGAAGGAGACGUGAUGGGCUGUGGGAUCAUGUUUCCCCGAGACUACAUCCUGGACAGCGGAGAUGACAGUGAUGAUGGGGAGCCGGAGGUGCGGCCCAAGCAGCGUCGGGUUCACAACGACCUGUACAUGAAUGACGAAGAUCAAGAGGAGGAUGGAGAGGAGCUGGAACCUGAGCUGGAGGGGCGGAAGGUCACGGUGUUCUUCACCCGAAACGGGAAGGUGGUGGGACGGAGAGAGGUGGCUGUUCCAGCAGGGGGGUUCUAUCCCACCAUCGGCAUGAUGAGCACGGGGGAGAAGGUCAGAGUGGACCUACACCCCCUCAGCGGCUGAACAAAGCAGAAGAGACAACGAGAGAAGAAAGGAGAGAUGGAGUCGCCUUGCCACCGCUAGUCUUAUUAGGUGGACUAUGUUUUGAGAGUGGUCAAAUUCAAGACUGGAACCUUAACCAGUAGCAAAGAAGGGUGACUCAGGUAUAUGCCAAAAUCAAAAUGACUGUAUAAACUACGAUGCUGUUUAAUGGGUAUUUUCUAAAACUAUGAUGAUGCCAUAUCCUUUUAUCUCAUGCACUUUAUACAUAUAAUGUCAUAAUGCACUACUGGCAUUUGAGAAGCUUUUGUUUUGCAUGUUUAGACUCCAUUUCAUGAUUUUGUUUGGCAGUUUACAUUGAACAUUUCUCCACCUGUUUUGAUGAAUCACCUUUCAUAAUUGUUUUUUAAAAGGGAAGUUCUUAAACUUCAAGUACUUGAUUUCAUAUUGUUAGUUAUCAACGUUAAGCACCAUUGAUUAGAAUGUACUGUAUGUGUCAGUCAUCUCUAAAUUAUGCAUCCUUGUGCAAUCUUUCAAAGCCUAAAUAAAAGGUUUCAAUGUAUUUCUAUCA